Molecule: messenger RNA, 2140 nt
Organism: Punctularia strigosozonata HHB-11173 SS5
Lineage: Eukaryota; Fungi; Basidiomycota; Agaricomycetes; Corticiales; Punctulariaceae
Exons: 6
Coding region: 971-2140 (389 amino acids)
Biological process (GO): negative regulation of transcription by RNA polymerase II
Cellular component (GO): chromatin; Sin3-type complex
Molecular function (GO): transcription corepressor activity
Source: RefSeq, a predicted model, not a curated record
CUCCGUACUGAGUUUCUCAUGCACAUAUAGUGUGCACAUAUAGUGGAUCUGUUCAUGUACAUGUAGAGCUGACCAUCGCAAACUGAGUAACUGUAGAACUCCCUGAUUGUGAAAAAUAAGACGUGUGAUCGUCAUCAAGCAGCAAUGGCGCUGCCCUGCCCGGCGUACAAUGUUUUGCAACUGUGCAAAUAUCGGCGACUGGCAGCAUAAAACUCGUUUAUAGGCUUGCUGAACUCUGGUUGUAAUGGGGAUGUGGCUGUGAAGGAGUCGUGUGCGGAUCCGCGCGCGAUCACCUCUCUCGCAUCUAUAUUCGCGCCUGCAAAUAUCAAGCAUUGAUCUGAGAUUGCCGGCUCCUGCCAGUGCGCGAGCACGUUGUCUUGAAACCUGUUUCCAACCGCCAUAGAAGCAACCGCGCUGGCCGUCUAGGCCGGCACUCAAAGUCAGCGCGAGGCUAUUCGUCGAUGACGGCGCUCAUCGGCUACAUUGUCCUCGGGUUGCUACCCUAGCAUCGACACCCAUGCCUGUAGGGGCCUGCCCGCCUUGCUAACCAUUGCACCCGUCCUUAAGGCUUGAAGCCGUGCUGCCCUCCUCUCCACAGACAUAUUGCCUUGAUCCUCGAAGGCGCGCCGCCAUCCUCCUCAAAGACCCGGCUCCUGUCGCACCAUCCUCUGGCCUCACCUCGCCUCUCCCAGCCGUAGAACCUACCACAAAUGCGAACGUAGCCGCCGAAGCUGUACCACCCCCCCGCCGGUCAGGUGUUGCAGAGCUCGGUCGAGGUUGCGAGCGAGGUCCAUGCGAGAGAGCGCGAAAGAGAGAGGGAUCGCGAGAGAGGAUCUGAGGCGAGUGGGAGCGAUAAGUCCCUGUGCCGAUGGCGGUGGACGACCCAGAGCACUUCCCGCCCGCGCUUCUGUUCGUCCAGAAGCUCCGGGCGCGAACCGAUCCUGAGACGUAUGCCAAGUUUUGAAGGAUCAUGAGCCAAGGAGCGGGGCUCUCUCAAGAAGAGCAAUCGAUCCUAGCGCAGAUGGAGAAGCUCAUGGAGAAGGAUGCAGAUCUGUACGCGUCUUUCCCGGCGAUCAUGUCCGAAUCAUACAUGUUGCAACAUAGGCAGCGCCAGCCGGCGCACACGCUACAGCACGAUCGGCGGUUCGUGAGCCCGCCGCCACGCGCUCCGGCGCGGAAGGACAAGGAGCGGACGAGGGAGUCGGACCGCGAGCGCAAACUGGAGCGGGAGCGCGAACGCGAGAAUGCGCCGGUAGUGCCGGUGAAACGGAAGCGCAAGGUGCCCGAGAAGGAGAAGGAGGACCGGAGCAUCGUUAAGAAGUUGAGAGGGCUCGAGCGAGAUCGGGAGGUCGCCUCGUCGGCUCGCGAGCGGAACCGCGCAUCCGCUUCUGAUAGAGACCGGUCUCAUCACUACUCGCAGCAGCACCAGCAACCCGCGCACGGACGUUCCUAUGGGCCCCACGGGCCCGCCGGCCACCCAGCCCAAGAGGAUGGGCACUUCUUCGCGCUUGUGAAGCGCGCGCUCGACUCGCGCGAGACGUACGCCGAGUUCCUCAAGCUCUUUAACCUCUUCACGCAGGGCUUCAUCGACCGCGGGAGGCUCGUGGCCGAGAGCCGGAACUUCCUCGGCGACGGCGAACUGAUGGCGCGUUGGAAGGAGAUCCUGGGCUGGGACGAGAAGGAGGUGUUUGGUGGGAUCGCUGGUAUGGACGCGAUCAACGGGAUUGAGAAACGGGAGCGGGAGGGCCGGCAGACGGCUGGAGCAGAUCGGGAGCGGACGGUGGGGCUGGCGAUGCGCGCCGAUAUGCAUGCUAAGGAAGGCAGCUACAGGCGGCUGCCGGAGAGCGAACGGCACGUCCUAUGCCCCGGACGUGACGACAUGUGCAAGUCAGUACUAAACGACGAGUGGGUGUCACACCCGUCGUGGGCGUCGGAGGACGCGGGAUCGGGAAUCCGCGAGGGCCCGAUGCUGCCCCAGAGCAGGGAGGCGGAGGCAAAGAUACUCGUGGAUGGGCAGAUGAAGCCCUUCUUCUGGCCAUCGGUCUCGCCGGCGAAACUCUGGUACUACAUGAAGGUCCCGCCGCACAUCAUGUUCUGGUCCCAAAUCGGUCUCUCCUGCUUCGUCGUCGUCGGCGUCUAG